Molecule: messenger RNA, 537 nt
Organism: Aspergillus tanneri
Lineage: Eukaryota; Fungi; Ascomycota; Eurotiomycetes; Eurotiales; Aspergillaceae
Exons: 7
Coding region: 1-537 (178 amino acids)
Source: RefSeq, a predicted model, not a curated record
AUGCAGCUUUCGCGUGAAGACUUUGACAAUCCAGAGGUCGCUGGGGCGGUGAACCCCCACCCCGACUACGGUUACUUCCACGAUGCGACAUCGCAGUCAAUGGCAACCAAAUAUGUGGCCAGCCCGUCCAUUCUUAGAUUACUCGCUUUAAAGCAAUGGAUCCUUAGCAGAGGAUGGAGAACUGCCCGUUACGUGAAGGAGCCUGGUGAGGGUCCUAUGUACAGUAUUAUUCAGGAUUACUGUAACUUCCUCAAGCAGCUGGCCCAGGAAGAUAACAACUUUGCUCAGCAGUUUGGGACUGAGUUCCAUCGUCCUGUAUAUGAUCCGGGUAUUUACUCUACGUAUUCCCUGCGUAUGCUAAUAUUUCCUAGAGGCUGGCACAAAUCUUCCCCACUACCCUCUAAGCCACCUACCCCACUGUCUGCCCCCAAGCGCAAGCGUGCUCCACCGAAGAAGGGUCACAAGGCCACCGGUAGCCGGAAGCAGCCGGCGCGCGCCAAGAAGGAUGCUGCCGAGUCGGUGCCGGAGACUGCGUAG